AUGAAAGGUAAAUGCGAAAAAAAUGCGUAACAGUUCUAAAUUAAACGUUUUUCAGUGACAAAGGACACUUCGAAGAGGGCUCGAAAAGUUUCGGAAACAAGACUCUCUCCAAAAGACGAACUUUUUCGAGAAACAAUAAGAGUUGAGAUAGAUACUCGCCCUUUCUACUCAUGGAGCAACUCCCAACUCACCCAAGAGGCAACUGAAAUAGGCAAAGCCUUGUCGAAAAAUGUGGCACAAGUCAAGAAAGCCUUGUUGAACCGCAAGAAUUUUGUUGAGCGGAAAAUAAUGGUGAGUAUCAUUGAUUUUUUUUAUCAAAUGACCAUUUUCAAAUGUUCAGGAUUCGCUAAUAAAUUUGGAAAUAACCGACCCCAACUCUCCCAAAAUCAAAGCUGUAUCGGAGGAACUAAACAUCUCACAUCCGAAUGUUUUUUACGUUGCCAGCCAGAAGAUGUCAAUUAUAACGAAGAAAAUAUUCGAGAAAAACACCGCAAAAGCUUGA
Messenger RNA from Caenorhabditis angaria, 502 nucleotides. Lineage: Eukaryota; Metazoa; Nematoda; Chromadorea; Rhabditida; Rhabditidae. The record is from the annotation of a GenBank genome assembly.